Messenger RNA from Anneissia japonica, 4735 nucleotides. RefSeq lists its product as uncharacterized. Gene Ontology annotation, molecular function: protein binding. Gene Ontology annotation, cellular component: extracellular region. The coding region runs from base 139 to 3483 and encodes 1114 amino acids. The record is from RefSeq and is a predicted model, not a curated record. Lineage: Eukaryota; Metazoa; Echinodermata; Crinoidea; Comatulida; Comatulidae. The transcript is spliced from 15 exons.
UUCCAACAUCAUUCAGUCGACGGAUACCCGAAGCGAAACCACGGUUUUCUCGCAUUUCAGUCCGAGUAAUACCUAUCGUUAAUUUAACCAAUCGUGAAAAGAAAAACAACAUUCUAAUAAAUUGUGAGGUGUAAGGAUAUGAAGUGGAACAUGCAUCGUGCAAUUGGCCUAUAUUUGACGGUUUUUAUGAUUUUAAUGUGCGGCGAAUUAUGUUUUUCUUCAGAUGUCUGCCCAGGAGAAUACUAUUCCUGUCAUUGGGAGUGUCCUACCUUAACGGAUAGCUGUCCCGGUAAUCGCAUCAUAUCAGAUCCAUGCGCCUGUUGUAAUAUCUGUGCUAAGCAAGCGGGAGAACCUUGUCUCCUCCCAUCGCAAGCUUGUGAUUAUUCAUUUGGCCUUUUCUGUAUAAAUGGAACAUGUAGUGGAAAGUAUAACCUGCAAGUGAUUAGUGGAACAGCUACUUCAAUUAAUUUGCGUUGGAAUGAUUUUAAGCCCAAGGAUUCUAAAAAGGCUUUUUACCUGGUUUAUUACACGGAUAAAUAUGAUGACAAUACAUUAAAUUGGAAUGGCCAAAUUCAGGUAAAGACAGGUACGUAUGUAUCAGUAAAAAAUCUGAAAACUGACACAGACUAUUACUUCAAAGUCACGUACCGUAUACAAGGUAACGGUGUACAGCUUGAAGGACCGUCAUCGGAAACAGCUCUACACACGGCAGGUGCCCCAACUCCAUGGGGAGGUUGCGAGCACGACGGAAAACAUUUUGACGAAGGGCAGACGAUAAAGCAGAGCUGUGACGCCGUCUGCGAUUGUUUGCUUAGUUCGUGGUUGUGUCGGCCUAGAGCCUGUCCUCCCACCCCUGAUGUAGUAUUCGACAGCAAGAAGAACUGCCGCGAGGUACCACACCCUGAUGAUCCAGGGUGUUGUAUAAUUAUUCAGUGUGACGACGAUGAAGAAGACGAAAUAGAUGUAGAACCACGUGACUGCUUCCGCGAUGGCGUACGACACAAGCACGGACAGACAUAUUACUAUGAUUGUGACGAAGUCUGCUACUGUGACGACGGCCAGGAAACAUGUGCACCUCGAUGUCAAGAGCCAGGAACCAUGUUGCCUGACCCAGACACCUGCCCCCAUCCAAAACUUAAUGAUCCAUCGGAAGGUGAAUGCUGCCCCUACUGGUCCUGUCCACCACCACCUGGUUACUGUGAGAUGAACGGAAACACAUACGCCGAAGAUGAAUUCUUCGACGUCGAUUGUUCUAUGAGAUGUCAGUGCAUGAACGGUUACAUCAAUUGCUACCCUCGUUGCUCCCACACAGUAAGGCCUCCGUCAGCCGACUGCCCUAACCCAAAGAAAGUAAGAAUUCCAGGCGAAUGUUGUAUGCAAUGGGAAUGUGUAGAUAUUGAACCGAAAACGUGUGUCUACAUGCGGAGCGCAACACUCAACAACAUCACGUUAGCCGACGGUGAAUGGAUUGAUGAGGGAUGCGACAGUCGAUGCCACUGCACAUUGGGGGAAGUGACCUGUAUGCCGCUUUGUGAUCAACUCGAAACACCUAUACCAACUCCACUUUGUCCGGCACCGGUGAUAACUAAAGUUAAAAGUACAGAUUGUUGUCAAGUGGUAGCGUGCAACGAUCCCGAUAAACCAAGUCCAAAUGCUGUACAGGAUGUGACAGUGUAUGCGAUUAAUUCAUCCGCCAUUACCAUAGGAUUCGCUCCCCCGACAAAUCCGGACCUUCGGAACAUUUUAGACGGAUACCAUAUCUAUUACACCGAUCAAUCGGAAGAAGAGAACAUCGAAAAGUGGUUGCGUUAUCGACAGGAUGACAUCCCAGAUGGAUUUCGAAUGACUGGGCACACGAUAGUACAGAUCAAUAACCUACGUCGACAGGCAACGUAUUACAUCCGGAUAAAAGUUACUAUUCCGGAAAGUGUCGUCACACAAUGGCAUAAUACACUUCCUGCUACCGAUACGAUCGUUAUACGAACCAAUGAAAAACAACCCCAACCGUGUCACUAUAGAGGAAAAAUAUAUGAACAUAACAAAACCUUUAACAUCGGCUGUGAAUCGACAUGCGAAUGCAAGUUCGGGCAGACGGUGUGCCGAGCACGCUGUCAAAAGGUGGACCUGCUACCAUCUACGGACUGCCCUAGCCCUCGGCAGAUCUACGAGCCUGGCCAGUGCUGUCCAACCUGGCAGUGUUUCCCCAACGAUGGAGAUUGUAGACAUAAUGGUACUAUCUACAAAGAUGGCAUGGAGUGGCGUUACGGAUGUGACGUACGCUGCGAAUGCAAGAAUAGUAAAGUCCAGUGUCGUAACGUAUGUACAAAUGGAACACAGAAUCUACCAGUUUACGACUGUAAAUACCCUGUACAAAUCAGCGUGCCCGACACAUGCUGUAAAGAAUGGGUCUGUUACGAAGAAAAACCGCCAACACAUAUGCCUCUUCCUUCACUACCGUUACCCCUGUCUUCUUUCAUUAUUGAAAUCACUGCGCAUGACAUAAACGCCAGGGAAGCUGUGAUCACGUGGCCAAUACUGACAGACGUGCAGCGCCAGUUCAUCUCUUUAUUUCGCUUGAAGUACCGAGAACUUGGCUACGACGUCAGAAUGUGGAAUAGUUCAAUUGAGUUCAGACCGGAGCUGAUCAAAUACACACUGGUCAACCUGAAGCCAUCUAGGAGCUACGUGGUGCAGUUAGUGGUCAUUUUAGGGGAAAUACACGAACCUGGUAUCGCACUAGAACUGCAGACGAACAAAGUAGAAAUCGACACUUUAUGGGUUCCAGCGGAACCUUACCCUGGAGAACCAAUUGAUAUAGAGGUGCUAUCAGUGAAUUUAAAUACAAUCACACUAAAAUGGGAGGCUUUACCGCAAGCUAUCAACGUCGAUCUCAUUGGUUGGAGACUUACGUACGGCAAAGAAGAGGAACCAAAUAAGAUUAAAAGUAAAAGGGUUAAGAAAUCAGCCCUGUCGUAUGUUUUGCGUGAUUUGGCGCCCUCACAGGCAUACAAAAUACAGCUUAUAGGCCUCUGGGAUAACGGUACGUUAACUCGCGAAGUGAGGUCAAAGAUAAUUUCUGAGACGACGAAAACGCCAAACACGACUAUUAGUACUGGAAUAAAGAAAGGAUCUUCGACCGUAGGGGUCGCUGUUGGCAUGGUUAUUUUGGCGGUCAUCCUUAUUGUAGCGAUUGUUGUGUUAUAUGUCAAAGUAAUUCGACCGAAGACAAAGCGUCAAUACGAUGUUUAUGUGCGAACAACAAAAAUAAAUUAUGACAACACGUCAACGUAUGAUCAAAUUUCUAAGGAUGUUCGCAGGGGAAGUGAAGCCGGUUUGCUUGACGUGCUGAGAAGGGGUAGUGAGGGCGCUUUUCUCGACUUACCCAGAGGAGGCGAAGUAGGAUACUAUAGUCUGAGGCGAGACAGCGAGGCAACGUUCUUAUCCUCGCGUCGAGGAAGCCAAGACGGACUCCUUGAUCUUUAAAAUACUGAAAUUAAAGACUGUAAAUAAUUUAUUAUAAUAAAAAAAAACGAGCAUUAUAUUUUAAUGUUUUAAUAAUAUAAAGAAAAAAGAGAACAUUUUGAAUAUUAUAAUUGUUUUGAUAUAAUAAUGUAGAUUCGGUUCGUAAAAUGUUUACGUAUAUUCCGAUUAUAAAUGUUUCGUCGAUUCUGUAUUAAGGUUUCAAUUAGUUCUCAAGCUCUGUCCACAUAGCAAAUUUUGUGACAAAUUUGUGUAAUGUGCCCAUAUAUUGCGCAUGAUGUCAUAUUUACACCAAAAUAUGGGCAAACAGUAUUUGUUACAUAAAAUUUGAUAGUGUAUGGACAAAGCUUCAGAUUUAUGAUUUUAAAUUGUUCUAUCGUUUAUGUUCGCGUUGUUGAACUGUAAUGGAUCUUUCCGCUAUGCCCCGCCCCUUGGAUAUUGUUACUGAGGUCCAACAAGGCGAUAUUGGUCAGGUUCACACGAGAGCCCUAUAGGAUCCGGAUCGGCAGCUAACAGUUAGCGCUAACAGUUAGCACCCGUGUGAGACAAGGCCGUAGCCAAAGGAGUUAGAAGGGCUCGAAUGAACCCCCCCCCCUUUUUUUUUUUUUAAAGAAGUGCCCUUUUGAAAGUGUAUGUAAAACAAUUCUAGAGCGAGAGUUCUGGCCAUCUAAGAAUCGAUUUCAUGAAAUUAGUACUGUGUAACAACUGUCAUUGGUCACAAGUCCAACAUUUGGAUUUUGCAUGCAUAUUUCACCAUCAACCAUUUUUCUAUAAUAUUAAAAUUCGCCCUCUUCUGAAAAAAUCGAAACCCCUUUACAAAUCUUUGCUACGGCCUUGUGAGAUCACCCGAUCAGUUACGCUAACCGUUACCAGGAUCCGGAUUAGCAAGUUGAGCGCGUACCUGUCAUUAACCAAACAUACGUACGCAUUUCUAAUUUACAGUUUCCUAUUGGCCACUGAUUCGAUCAUCAUUCUGUUGGUAUCCGAUUCGGGGAUUUUCUUGUAUGAACGCACGGGUGAGUGCGUAUGUUUGUAAUCCGGAUUCUGCUAGCCGUAGGUUCUGUGUGUAAAUAAAGCCAUUGUUAAUACAUACGCGAACACGUGCGCUUGUGGGAGAACACGUGGGCUUGUUGGACACGCGCGUAUUCAUGGCAAUGUUCUGAUUGGUCAGUUGUCCAGUUUAAUUGACACUCCGGAAGGUCCAUACUAUUAUGCUGUUGCCAAUUGUGCGUUGAAAAAAAAAAAAAAAAACCUU